Molecule: messenger RNA, 2510 nt
Organism: Notolabrus celidotus (New Zealand spotty)
Lineage: Eukaryota; Metazoa; Chordata; Actinopteri; Labriformes; Labridae
Gene: ccdc61
Product: coiled-coil domain containing 61
Exons: 13
Coding region: 258-1787 (509 amino acids)
Cellular component (GO): centrosome
Source: RefSeq, a predicted model, not a curated record
GAAGAAGAAGCAGCAGAUCUCCACCAAAGUGCAGAAGAAGAAUUUAACGGUUCCCGGUUGUUGACCCGCCCCGGUCUCAUGGUCUCCCCGGUGCAGCUGGACUACACAUUGUUUUGGAUUUGUUUACACCACCAAGUCAGCGACAACAUUAGCUGUAACGUUUACUCUACCAAGCUGUUUCACCGCCAAGUUCUUCCACCAAGACGCUAUGUAUUGACCCUGUUCAGGACUGUUACUGCAACCAAAGACUCAGAGCGAUGGAGGAGGGCUCUGAGGUGUUGGAAGAUAUUGUUUUUCGAGGAGUGGAGUUUUCUGUGAAGAUCGAAGUGGACCAUGGUGUGCUGAUAGUGGAAAUCUCUGACGCAAUGACAGCUGAUCAGUGGAGGGGGGAAUUUGAUCCAGCAUACAUUGAGGACCUCACCCGCAAAACUGGCAACUUCAAGCAGUUCCCCAUCUUCUGCAGCAUGUUGGAAUCAGCUGUCAGGAAGGCAAGUGAUUCUGUGACCCUUGACCUCUUAACGUACGCAGACCUGGAGCUGCUGCGGAACAGGAAAGCAGGAGUGGUCAGUCGUCCCCGUGGUCAUCAGCAGUCCUCUGCUCUUACAGCCAAAAGAUAUCUAAUCCUCAUUUACACCGUGGAGUUCGAUAGGAUACACUACCCUUUACCUCUGCCAUAUGUGGGCAAGCCUGACCCGGCGGCUCUGCAAAAAGAAGUGAGAGCUCUGAGGGCUGAGCUCAGCACUGUCGGCUCUCAUGGAGUUAGUAAAUCAGCAGAGCUGGAGAUCCAGAGGCUACGGACAGAGCUGGCCCGGGUGAAAGAAGAGAAGGAUGCCAUGGCUAAGGUUCUAGAGCGACUGCAGCUUGCUGGAAGCAGUUCCACAUCUGGGCGAGAGGACUGGAGACCCAGAGACCAUGUGUCGACGCUGGAGGAGCAGCUUGUUAAGGAGAGGGCCAAAAGUCAACGUUCAGCAAGCAAGAGAAGCCAGGAGCAGCAGCUGUUGAAUGAGCAGUUGGAGGAGCUACGAGCAUCAGAGUGUGCUCUACGAGUUCGCGUGAAGAGUCUCACAAAUGAGCUGGCACUACUACGGAGAGGGAGAGUGACUCCUGUGUCCGGCCAUCUCAGCUAUCGGGUUGAUGGGGAGAUCUACCGCUCCGUUUCCCGUGAGAGAAGGCCAGGGUAUGGGGCAGUCAGGGCUCGAUCUGGAUCGAGGGAGCGGAUGGAGAGCAGAGGUCAAAGGUCGGAGGAAAGAGGAAGAAGAGCAGACUCCUCGGGACCACGUGCUCGCAUAGCCAGGCCUUCUCCUUCUCCCACAGGCUCUCGUGGACCACGCUUUGACCCAACUGCUUACAUUCAGGACAGACAGCGCAGGUUGAAAGAGGCAGAAGUCAAGAAACAGAGGAAGGUACGUCGAGACAUGCUGACCUCACCCAUUGCCCCUGAGCGGGGACGGUCACGCUCCAGAGAGGUGUACCCUCUGACAGCCGGGUCCGGCAGCAGAGGCAGGAGUUUAUCUGUGGAGCGCAGAGGGAGCAGAAACUCGUCUGAAAGCUCAUUGGUGGAUAUGGAGGAAAUGGCUAAAAAUCUAUUCAGAGGGAGGAAGCAGAUUUACAAUGGACCCAGUUCGUCAAGAGGAGGCCUUUUAACCAGGAAGCCACUAUGCAGUACUCCAACACAGAGAAUGAAAGAUAAAGAGAGCUCCAUGGACACAGGUGCUGAGCUGUCGGAAAUUGAUGCCAGACUGCAGGCACUUCAGGACUACAUGAGGGACCUGGAUACGGGACACUAACAACCUGCUGCUUAAACCAUCUGUGGAUACGUUUCCUGAUGAUUGCACAGCUUGAAGCUCGGGAGACUUUUUGUCAUGUGCACAGACAGAGACACAUUUUGAGCUUCACACAAAUUCAAGGUUAUAAAUUUGUUCACAGACGAGACUAAAACUCCUUCUGGAGGGUCGAACUUCCAGGACCUCAGGAAACUACAGCCAAUACUGUGAAGUUAUUAUUUUUUUAAUAUGCAAAGUUUUUAUGGAGUAACUUAAAAGUGUAAAUGUAUGUUGACGUUUCCCUCAUUCACCUCACUGAAUUAACUAAACUUCUGAUGUGAACGUUCAGACGGCAGCACCUCAAUCUGUAAAAACUCACUUGAUGUUCUGCUUUGUUUCUUUUAUAGACCGACGCCAUCAGAUGCAUUCUUACACGUUUUUAAAAAACACAUUUCAAAAAGGAGAAAAGUUACACAGUUGGGUAUCUAAAAGUGGUCUCUGUAAAUUUGCACCAUCGUCCGCCACCUUUUUUUUUUUUAACACAUUUAAGUCAUAAAAAUAUUUUCAUCGGGCGUUUUCUAGAAAUGAGUGUGAUUCUUCUGUGAUGUAUCAACUCCUCAACCAGAGAGAUUUAAACCUGGUGCACUCCAGCUCCUGAACCCCACAGGAGCUUUUUAACAUGUGUUUUAAUGUUUGCUUUCUCUCAUAGCUUGGAAUCUAACAUUAAAUUUUAAGCGUUACAAUUGA